AUGAAUUCAACCCAUUUUGCAUUUGCCGUCCCGAAAGUCAACGAUAGCUGCACCAAUGGAGACGCCCUAAUAUCAGAAAAGUCGAACGGAUUACCUCCAAAACCGUUAAGUGCGCGGGAUGUGGAGAUGGUCAGACUCAUAGGGCAGUAUUUGUGUGAUAAAGGAUAUAGGUUUUUCAUAUUCACUUUUACCUAAAAGUUCGAUUCAGUUCCUCUUAUAUCCAGCUGGCGAAAGAUUCGGGCAUUACUUUAGAGCCGCAGGCGGCGACUGAUUUACGAUCAGCCAUUCUUGCAGGAAAAUGGGAGGAUGUAAGUUAAAUUAUUUAAACUUCCUGCGCUUUGCUUCUGAAAGUCAACGUUUAAAAAUGUUUGUCUAGAAAGCCCGUACAUAUCCUAAUUCAACACGCAUUACGUAUUUAUUGUGCACCGGAGCCUGGUCUUGUCGACUUGUUUAUUCGACAGGGCACUUUUAAAAGCUGGAUAUUUCACUCUGCAACUUAGGAUUUUGCCAUGCCUCUUUCGCUUAACCCACUCGCUAAGAAAGGUAGGAUGUUCGGGUGCAGUUUGCCCCUCAAAAUAUCAGACCCCUGAGAAGUUAUUAUUUCUCACCGCCUUCUUUUAACAUUUGUUGACAAUAAAUUCAUACGAAUAUAUCCACUGGCAAUGUCCAAACUGCAAGUCUUUUGUCUGUGACCCGAGGUUUUACUUCGACUCUUAACUGCAGCACCUGUAUUUGUUUGCCGUCUGCCUGUUCGACAAGCCUCCCUCUUGUUCAGUCUAUAUCACUUGUCGAUCAUGCGAUUGCGGUCCCUAAGUUGCCCUGCUGCAGUGCAACACUGCAGGUUUCAAGGCCGCCAGCGCCACCCUUAUUCAGUAUGCGUGUGCAGAAGUAAUCGUAUUUGUGCCAUUACUUAUCCAGACUAAGUGUUCAUAAUCAAGGGUAUUUUAAAUAACUGAAGAUGCGGUCGCAGAAACAAGAAGUUUAUUUGCUUGACGUUUCGGAUUUUCUCUCGAGCUCACCAUCAGAUACAAUCACAGAAAAGGGUAGCAAAGGCACAAAAGUGCGGUAUUUGUAAGACACAUCUGCCCAACAACAACAUUCCCACAUAUUUAACAACACUCGUGUUCAUGGCUGAAGAUCGUAUUUGUGCGAUGAUUGCUUGCCGGUUUGUACCCGAAUUGUUAAUUUCCGUGAUCUUAUCACCGUUGUCGAUUCUUCGCGUAACGAUUGCUCGACAAUUUGACUUCCUGUCACCGGAACUGUUGACCGCCUGCCCCCGUCUCCGCGUAACUAGUUAUUUUUGCCGAGGCAAAAUCGCAGCACAGAAUGUGGAGGUGGAAGGUCAUUGCGCUUGUUAAUUGAAUGCGAGACGGUGAACCAUGAUUAAAGUAGCUCGCGGCUCACGUGGCUGUCACCCCUUGCAAGAAUUUCGGCUUCGCCAAACUUGAAGGUGUGACAAGGACCCGUCGAAUGAGACACGAUCUGGGAGCUGACGUCAUUCCCCAUUAUUAUUAUUAUUAUUAUUAUUAUUAUUAUUACAACAUGUGUGAUCACUCAUUCCCCUAUACUUCGUCAGCUUGGGUUUUAGUAUUUGUCGUAACUGCGCAGGCGCCUAUCGCAAAUUCUGGUGUGAUCAUCUUCGUCGUAUAAGAGUUUUUCUGCAGACCUUUCAUCUGUCUUCGCCUUUAUCUGGGACAGGAUGCAGCAUUCCUUCAAGGGAGCUCACCAACAGUGCAAAAACGUCGGUAAAAUCGAGAUCCGUAAUGAGAGGAUCACAACCUAUAAUAUCAUCACAAUGGUCUGCCAGCAUGUGCUGAAGAAUCCGGUCCACCAUGGGGGUGAACAGCGGUAGUGUGGAGACAAUAUUAACGGACUUAAAGGUAGCAUCAUAAACAUCACCCCUCACCAUCCAUUUCUCAGCCUGUCCUGUAGUAUAAGACUUAAACUUAUCGAACUAUGUCGGAUGGCAUGCCGCCAUUUGUCAUGGUCGAUCACAGGUACUGUCGAUGUAGGGGAACCACCCACGAAAUAGACCAUAGUAGGCUGUUGGUAGCAGUGGCGCUGCUUGGCUUUCUGACAAAACUAAACAGGCUAGCCAAUACCUUCCCACCAGUAUCAGGAGGUUCACAUACUCUUACUUAUGCGGGCGUCGUGGUACGACCAAAACCAUCUGGAGGUACGAGGACCUUGUGUUGAUGUCCGGGAUACUUGUCACGAUAGUUUUUAUGCGUUUACGUGACACAGCAUUGUUGUUUUGCAAAUAAGUCGACGUUAAACGUCACGGCCGACUAAUCAGAUCCGUGCGCAUUAGUGCUUUCGCUCACAAGCACGCGUUUAGCCAACACAGCAUUUGCACUGUUAUAACUGCAAACUAGUGUCCUUGUGUGCCUUCCCACCUUAGGCCGAAAAAGCUGUCAAAGAACUAGCACCAAUAAUCGAUAAUCCAGCCAAUCUAGCAGAAAUCCACUUUCUUCUGCUGGAACAACAAUUCCUCGAGUUGGCUGAAGCUGAUGAUGCAAUGGCAGCCUUAAUGCUCCUCCGCGGCCGAAUUACCCCGCUGCAGAGAAACGCUGAAAGGCUCGCUGUCCUAACACGGUAAGAACCAUAUUAAAUUCCGUUACUUUAUAUGCAUGUGAGUUAUUUAAGGGUGAACUAACCGAAUGGGAAAAGUCAUCAUUAUCUGGCAUGCUCUCACCAUGUUGCAUUUUGCUUGACACGUAGAUCUUCAUUGACAGCCGAGAGUUUGAAUCGGACCGCCGUUUCAACAUGGUCUGCGUCACCCCAACCCUCUGACCGUGACAAUAAUGUACUACCAUCGUUGCUGUAGCGUGAAAUCUCCGCCGGAUACGCGUCGCACUCAUGUACGGCACCAGUUACGUGCUCGUAGACUUGACGUAGUUCGACUACCAAGGGCCUUGAGUCAGUGUAGUCCCGCUUUGGUCGUGCUCACCAUACUCCCCACAUCUCCCCGUUCCCUGAGUUGAUCAUCACGACAGUUAUGGCAUCGACAUAGCACGGGAGCCAAGAACCAUCACGUCACCCCCGAAAAUACCCUUGUGCCGACGGCACAUGCGGCUAGACCGCCUUUGAUGGCACCCUGCUGUCGUCAACCAGAGAUAUCGGCUUUAUGUGGACCAACACAUUCCAGAUACGUCUAGUCGAGGUCGCGGUGUGCGUCGAAGGCAUGAGCUAUCGUAUUGUUUGUUAUUGCAGAUUAGCGGAAAGAAAAUUCCAUCCUUUGCAGACGUAAGCGAAGUGUCCUUGACUGCAUUUCUGUACUUUCUUGCUUUUUCCAUCUAUUAGGUGAUCGUGCGAAAUUUCAGCUGCUUCCGCCACCUCUUGUCUCACAUAAGCCUUACACACUUUUUUCCAGGUGUCUUAUGUGCCGAACCCCAGAGGAGGUGCGUGCAGAGGCGGGCGGUUGGAGCGGGGCGCACGGUGGCAGUCGAUCAGCACUUGUGAACAACAUUCAGCGUUAUGUGCCUGCCCAGACCAUGCUUCCACCGACACGACUGGAGACCUUGGUCACAGAGGCCGUUCGCGCCCAACUCAAUGCUUGCACCUUCCACAAUCAGCCCAUAGCCUGGCCUGACGCCCUAAACUCAAUCUCUCUUCUCCAACCCCACUCUUGUAGCAUGUAAGUGCCUGAGUAGGAUUCAGGCAGUUACCAUUUAAACUGUUCAAUGUUGAUUUUGCUGACAAAUUUGGGGGACUGAAGGCGAACUCGUCUCGGCACGUGCUGAAUGCGAGUGCCUUUAAAGGUGUCUAGAUCUUUAAUAUGUUCCACCCUCUGUCCGUCUCCGUCCUGAUAUAGUUUUCCUCACAUUUGAAAUUUCCUCUGACUCAACACACAUCUUUCUCGCUUGGAAAGCCUGAUUUUGCGUAUCAGCAAAAUGCCUAACCAUGUAACAGGAAAUUGUUUGCCGCGAAACGUCCAACCACUUUGGAGGCGAACAUAACCGCGGGAGUUCGGUCACGAGGACAUCCGAAUGAGAAAAAGUGGAGGUCCGCCGCUCAAUUACGCCUCACAGCAGGCUUUUUAUGGUUUCACUAUUUUUCUGAUUCCCUUCAAUUUGUUACAUGCUAUUAACCAACGACAUGCCCGAUCAAUUUACACGGAGUUUUCACUAGUGUUACGAACUCAAACAUUCGGUCAUAAUCUGGACAUAUGUGCUUCUUCCCAGUAACCUAUUUCAAUCUCGGGCGGCUUAGCUAUUGACAACGCUUUCACCGUCCGUUUGUCUAUCUGAAUCGUAGAGUUUCCUAAACAAAAAACUGUUUAGGUAUAAUAUACCCAGCGACUCGUGUACAAGCGUUCUACACUUAUCAAUUUGCCGGUUGUCUGGUUUAAAUUGAAUCAUCUUGACGGAUGCGACUUAAGCCAGUAUGACUGCCGCGCUCUCCAGUGGCGAUGUUUCUCACCACCAAAAUAACUAGGUCGUACGUACAUAUGAUGGUAAUUAUAAUGAACGGCAAUGGACAGGCGUUGUGAAUAAUAAGACUAGUGAUAAUUAGGGGAAGAUAUCGCCACAUAAGCUUAUAAAAAAGCAGUCAACCAGGUUGUAAAGUUAAGGCAAUCCACAUAGUAUGGGAAGACGGGUUGCCCGUUAGCCCAGCUGCUGGCUACCCGGCGCGUUCACAGGUGGCGGAUAGUGGGACGACCUUCAGUGAUGGUUAUCUGCGAAAUAAGCAGUCCCACGUCGGACAAAUAAGCAGUCGCGAACAAGCAGCGACGUUGCUACCAGGGUGCAGUGGGCCGAGGUCUGGCACACUGAGAGCCUUAUAAAAAAGCCGCAAAGCCCGAUGACGGCAUUGUGACAUGGCGACGGUAAACCGUCAUUAAAUAAGUUGGCUUGUCACCGCUGCCUUGUGGUUAGGCUUUUAAGCCAAAGCACUAGAGGAGGCAACCUCGAGCAAACAAUCCAAGCGGCGGUUGGGUCCCGCCUGUAUUCGAAAUUCCCAAGAAACCGCAUGAAAUAUGUCCGACCACAGUAUUACGACCCAUGCUACGGCGUCCGCGGGAACCGACGCGCUCCGCAAUCCUGGUCCAGCGGUGCGGGCGAAUAGUAUGCGAGCUGGACUACUCAAUCGGGGACGGACUCUUGGUAUUGGGUGCUAGGAUGUGCGAACGUUCCUAGACCCAGGUACCCAAAGUCUGACCGCGCGCAGCCUUGAUCAGUACAACGUGGAUGUCUGCUCUGUCUGUCAGAGGUUCGACUCCCUGACUCAUGCUCCCGCGAAAUAAAGAUCCCUGGGGUCGAAUCACACUUUAAUCUGUACCACUGCGCCCCGCGCGACUAUUCUGGUCGACGCGAUGUGUCGAUCGCCAUAUCGCAACAAGCGGACCUCGCGCUACUUACUUGGGAACCAGUCAAUGACCGGAUGGCUUACGGGCGCACUUCGCGAACAUCUCAAUCGUUUCUGCGUAGGCACCAACUUCGGCUGCCAAACAGUGCGAUAAAUAGGCGUUUUACUCUCAGUUGCAAGCCUUAAUUGGACGACUCCCUCGCCGCGAUAUACUGAUUGUCGCCGGGGAUUGGAAUGGUCGAACUGGACUUGGCGACCCCACAACUAGUCAUCUUCUUGGCCUCUUUGGACUUGCUUCCCCAUGUGAAAAUGUUGAGAGACUUCUGAACUUCGCUGAUCGAAACCGACUGCUUGUCACCAACACUUGUUUCCAGCGUCGGAAAAAACAUUGCUGACCUAGUACUCAAACGACGGCCAAACGGCCAGUCAGAUUGAUUACACACUAGUCAACUCAAGGUUCCGCAGCUGGGUUCACGAUAGCAGAUCGAUGCGUGGUGCCGAGACUGGUAACGCCCCUGGGUCUGACCAUGUCCUCGUUCGUACACGCUUGGAAGUUCACCUCUCAUCCGCGCCAAAAUUUCCACGUCCUACACGCCUUGAUGUCGCGAAAAUCCGGCAAACCAGCACUGCUGAGGCCCUGAGCUGAGAAAUCCAGACCUGUUUUACGACCCGAGCCGACGGAGAAGGCAGUAACCAAUGGUCGUCACUGAAGACAUCAGUCUAUGGGGCAGCUGAGAAAAUCCUUGCAUACACCCAGCGACGCCGCAGUGACUGAAUCAGCGGAAGAACCCUGCAGUUGUCUGCUCAGACGGCUAGGGCCAGGUCCCGCAACGAUGACUACUUCCGCCAACUUCGGAAGAUGACGGCAAAAUUGGCCAGGGAUGACCAGCAGCAAUAUUGGGCUGAACUAGCGACCUCCAUGGAAUAGGUCUCGAACGUUGGUGACAUUCGAAAACUCGACCAACUGCUCCGCCAAGUUAACGGUAAGCCCUAUACACCCAGUGACUCUGUUCGCGACGUGAAUGGCGGUUUUAUUGUUGGCAACUCGGCCAAUGUCGAGCGCUGGCAUGAGCACUUCGAGCACCAUCUCAACUUCAAUACCCAACCCACUACGCCCUUGCUCUCCUCUUCAGCGGAGUUUCUCCCCUCUCCCACUUAAGCAGUGCCAUGCAAUUUCCCCUCUGACGGAGUAGUCGUCGAUGCCAUACGAAAGCUAAGCAACAAUAAGGCACCCUGAGAGGACGGUAUACCCGCUGAAAUCUACAAGUCUUUUGUCGACACUGGCGCCCUGGAUCCAUGAGGUGAUUGAACGAGCGUGAAGAGACGAGGUUGUUCUUGAUGACUGGGACUUAGGCACCCUUGUAAGUAUCCUCAAGAAGGGAGCUAAGAUAAGAUGCGAGAACUACCGCGGCAUAAGCCUCAUGGACGUUGCUGCGAAUAUCUUCGCUAUUGUCCUACGCAGGCGAUUCCAGGCUGUGCGUGACUCAAGGACGAGGCCCAACCAAGCCGGAUUUCGUGCUGGACGUGGAUUCGCAGACCAGAUAUUCACAUUGAGGCGCAUUAUCGAAUUUCGCCAUAACCACCGACGGCCGUCUGCUUCAUUGACUUUGCCGCCGCGUUCGAUUGCGUGCAUCGUAAGUCCCUGUGGCGGGUAAUGGCACUAGGUGGUGCACCGGAAAAAAUCCUCGUCAUGAUCAAGGCCUAUUAUCGCUCCACUAUUGCGAGAGUCCUGGUCCGCAACAAUCUUAUCCAACCGUUCAGUAUUCGGUCUGGCGUUGGACAAUGUUGUAUCCUGUCGCCCAUUCUGUUCAACCACACUAUUGAUUGGAUUCUCGGGAAGGCCGUACACGAAGGUGACGGUGUUGAGUUUGCACCCGGACACUGACUGACUGAUCUCGACUAUGCCGAUGAUAUCGCCUUACUUGCUUCAACUUUUGGUGAUCUGCAGUCUGUGGUGCCACGGGUGAAGGAGGUCGCUAAAUCAGUCGGUUUAUCCAUAAGCGCUGUGAAGACUAAAGUGUUUUCAAGCUUCAUCCCUGACCAGGAGAAGGCACCCCUCCGGAUUGAUGGCUGUCAACUUGAAGAAGUAGGCGGUUUUAAAUACCUCGGAGCGAGACUGCUGCCUAAUGCACAGGGUAAGGAUGACAUUGUCUCAUGAAUUGAUGAUACCCGCUGGGUUUUCUCAAGCCUUCGAAAGUGCCUAUGGAUCCGACGCGACCUCUCCAUCGCCACUAAGAUUCGGGUGCACCGUAUAUCUGUCCGGUCUGUCCAUCUCUACGGUUGUGAAUGCUGGGCUGUGCGCGUAGAGGACGAGCGAAAACUGGAGGUAUUUGAUCACCACUACUUGAGGACCUUCCUUCGAGUGAAGUUCACCGACUUCGUCUCAAAUGAGACAGUCCGCGCUCGCUGUGACAACAUAGCAAGGAUAACCCAGGCCAUUCAAGAAAGACGACUGAAAUGAUUUGGACAUGUUCUUCGUCGUCCACCCCAGGAGCUCAAUGUUGCUGCGGUCGAUCCGGCCUCGUUGCCUCUUUGGAGGCGCCGAAAAGGGAGUCAGCUCAAAACCUGGCUCGCUACAGUUCUUGGACCUUCGGUAUUCGGUCUCCGUCGUUGGCGGAGAGAAUGGAUUUAGCUGUCCAGAAUUGCUGCCGCGGAUCGUCACGCAUGACGAGGUAAAGUUCGUGACAUCAUCGAGGCCGGCUAGAUCAGGCAUGAUCGCAGCCAUGCCAAGUACAAGUAAGUUGUAUCGUACGGACGGUGCAAGAUAUGACCGUGAUAUUUAUGUUGUAGUUCUGAUGUAGUUCCCGAAGUAUAGGCGAUGUCGAUUAAUCAGAAAAGCCAUGGACCUGAUUGUGGAUGACAGUCAGGUGGAAAUCUGCUGCGCGUGCAAGUUUAAUGAAGGAGAGUCGGGCCGGGCCACCUUGGCAACUGAAUACUAUACCCACGGUGCAUUUCAGAGACGAGCGAGUUUCGUAAAAACGAUCGGUGAUGGCCCCUCUACCAUUGUCUAUUCCCGAUCGCAACCAACAACAACAAGCCCGUGAUUCAGUGGUUAGAGACGUUAGGCUUCUAACCAACAGGCCGCGGAAUCGAGCCCCAGAUGUCCCACACUUCGGGGUUGUGUAUGACUGGCUAACGACAGCUAAUAAUCCAGAAAUAGCCAUUCCAGUCUCCCCCGGUUUUGUCGGUAAUGUUAUUCUGUCUAUAUUACGCACAGCUGUGGCGCUGCUGGUCUGGCUCGAGAGAGAGCCCUAAGGCACAACGGGACAAGUUCCAUAACACGAUCGGUGAGCGCCCCUCUACCAUGGUAGUGAAGUUGUUAGCCGUAUUAGAAAUCGUGACGCUGAUGGCCAGCAGUUCACUGCUGGCCGCUAAAUUCGCCAGAUCGGUAACAUCGGGAAGGUCGACCACGAGCGUCAUCAACUAGUUCAGAUGCGUUAUGAGGAAGGUACAGCUUUACAGAUAUCGUUACUUCGGAGGACGUGUUAGGUCAACUCGAUUCACAAAUGCCUUUAAAGGUAGUUUGAAUCCAACAAAGAAGAAUUCAUCUUUUGGAUUAAGUCCAAGUCCACGUGAUCUGUUUAUUUUUAAUAUCCAUUUCACAGAAAUAAAAAGCAAGUGUUGUGCCACAACUCCAGUGAGAUUACACAAAAGCCAUGGGGACAUAUAACGUCUAGAAUACACUAGAUUUGUUUAGAUCCACAGCGGACUAAAGCACAUCAAUUCACAUAUUCAAAAUAAUUAAUUUUUUACCCAACGAAGCCCAGAAUGGUUCAUUUCCGUCAGUGGACAAUAUUCUCUAAAAGUCAAACGGCUUGCGGCUCUUGCGGUCGUCACCCCUAGCAAGGAUUUCGGCCACGUCGAAUUCGAAUGUGUGGCCGGAUCUCGUCGAAUGGGCCUCAACUUAAGAGCUGGCGUUAUUUCUCCGCACUACUGCCGCGUAUUCGACCAUUCGCGUUCGGAGCAGUCUUUCGGUUUCUCUGAAGUAGUCGCUUUCUCUGCAACUGCACCAGUUCCGAUAAAGGACUCCAGACGUUUCUUGCUAUGAGAGUGGGCCCCUCGGUUUGUGUAAAACUGCAACUCCGAGUGGUGCGAGAAGGCAGCCAAUGGCUUCCCAAAUGUUCUUGACAUACGGAGGCUUACGCCAAAAUUUGGGGUCCGUGCGAUUUGGCCUUUCUUCCUGUUUGCGUAUGCACCUGUUGACGAAGUUGCGCGUGUAGCCAUUGUCUUUGAAUGUCCUUAUCAUUUUCGCCUUAUGACCUAGUUUUCAACAGACUAUUGCCCAUUAUGUCGUACUUCACGCUCAACUUUUUGCCUCUUCUUUAGUCAAGAGUUUCCAGUCUUCCCUGUGCAGACGAUAGACCACCGAGAUACGGACCUUUGGUUCUGUCAGUUCAGUCCAGAUGGGACCCACCUUGCCACCGGUGGCAAGGACGCCAAUGUUGACGUAUGGCGGGUGGAUGUUCAGACACACACCAUUGUCUCCAGCCGCACCCUGUCAACAAGCAGCAGCUACAUCGGACAUCUCUGCUGGUCGCCGAACUCUAAAAAGUUUGUCCGCCUUUCCUCUAAGCCCUUCUGGUGGGCCAUUUCCACUCAUACUUGUUUUUUUUUCAUGAUGGUAGUUAUUAGGAUUUUUCCGAAUUCUUUGGGAUAAUGUCUGUUCUGACAUGUGUUUCGCCAGUUUUAUGCGACUGCGCUAAACAGACGCGAGUUCUGCUGCACACAGUGUACCCUUGCAUUUUUGUGUGUUUUCUGAUAAUAGUUUAAUUUCGAAACCUGUCUUUGCAAUGCCCUCAAAUUUCUUGAGUGAGGCCUUCGGAGCAAAGCCUUCUUGUUUUGGCCGGCCGGCCUAACGGUUAAUAGUAUAGAAGACGAAGAUGCGAUCACUGGAACAAGAAAUUUAUUGGCCUGACGUUAAUAUUAUUAUUUGUCAGCUAUGAAUCACUUGCAAAAAUACUGCAGAUACUUCGUAGGGCUCAGAGGAAUAUUUUGCCUAUUUCCUUCGUGUCUGCGUGAGUUUGCUGCGAGCUCGACUCCUCACCAUGUCACCCAGCGUCCCUCGAGUGAUUUUUUGAUAUUGCUCCGGUUGUCGUUGAUGAUCCAAACGCAUUUGGAAUAAUGCUCUGAGGUGGAAUUGCUGACCACAACACACUUCUUGCUGCAGUUUUUAGCAGUGCACUCCUUCUGGUGUGCCAGACCUUCUACCCAUGCGUCACAUCGUGCAUGUGAACACUACAUGUUCCUACCCUCGUCAGAGCCAGCACUUUACCACGUCGCUCAGUCGAUUCCGUAGGCGCCUUUGAUUCUCGGCUAUGGACUGUCUUCUAACCUGUCACCAACAACUUCCCCGUGAAUAAGUAACCCCCUUUUACGCCAGUCGCCCCAUUGAACCUGCAUCCCCACCCUCAGCUUGUUUCCUAGACUUCAUUUUUGUUUCUGCAUGUGUUCACUAGCAACGCGACAGAUCGUCGACUUUGAAAUGGUGCAAAAGGCCCGUGCCUUCGAAAUAUGGUCUAGUCUUGAAGAAGGAGAAACGAUCGCUGGAAAAAGAGCUUUAUUAGCCUGACGUUUUGGGUUCCUGCUUGAACCCAUCAUCAGAGACAGUCUAGUAAAAUGACUUCAACUCUAAAUUCCUUAGCCUUUCCAUAUUGUGAUUAUGCCACUGGUUUCGAAUUUUUUCUUUCAGACCCCUUGUAGUUUCUUUGCGGAGCUUCGCAAACUCAUCGACAAUAUUACUGACCUUUUGACGUUAUUCAAGUUUUCCGGAAUUAUGCCGUCUUUUUCAUGGGUGAUUAUAGUAGUUGCAUAAUAGAGCAUGCUUGUUCGAAGGGCGUCUUAUUCAAAUACUCAGGAUCUCUAUCGGUGCAUAUUCUAUGGUGAGACGACGCUGGGUAAAUUUGUUCUAUAUCUGCGAUUAUGCCCAGUUAGCCAAAGGCAACAGCGGGUGGUUGUCAAUAAUUCAUCAGAUCGAUGCAUCUACAUACUCAAUGGUGUGUGAUUUGUCUAUCAGAGGUGAAGGCUCAAACAGUGGGUAAUGUUUGGCUCAUUAACGGGGGCAAGCGUUGGUCCGUGAGAGUUGGAGGGAAGCGGCAGCGACGUAUAAACACUCCGAUCGGUAGAUGACGCAGGCGUCGGGCGGACAGACCUAGGGACGUCUUAUGGACAGUGGGUGAGUUUGUAACCAAAGAAAACACCCCCAAAUCGAUAGCUUGUGUGAGCGUUAGUAGGCCUGCGUUGAGCCACGCGAAACAAUAAGUCUGGACCAGAUUCAUUUGGACGCAUAAGACUGGGUUUUCUGAGCGGAUGAUCGUUGCUCUUAAUGUCGCCAGAAUAUGUCGCAGUGGCUUUUAGUGGCAAUUAGGCACCCGUUAGGUCACCUGACAAGUUUUCCCGGCAUACAUCCAAUGACCAGUACCGACAAAGUGUGCUAGGACAGAGCUGUUUUUGCCUCAGUCCCCCUUAACCAAACCCAGAGAUGUUUUCCGGCUUGCAAAAAUACCGCGACGUCCGGCUGAUGUAAUCCGUUUUACAGGAGGCACGAAAACCUGUAGACGCGGUCUGAAACAGUCGUUUGUCCUUGACUCUGAGAGAAGGGAUCGGCGCGCUCGGAAAUACCUGACUAGGAGCCAAUGAAAAACGUUUCAAAAGUUAACUUGCGCGUGAACUGGUUGAUUGUGACAGCAGACUUGCGCAGCAUCUGCCGCACUCUCGUCACCCACAUGGGUCCGAAACAAAACAGUCAAGACGACCGAAGGUGGACCUGGGCGCAGUGGCCGACAAAACUAGACAGCUCCUCUAUGCGUGUUACAAGCAACCUAGUCCCAUCAGACAAAAGUGAUGGCUCGGAUCUCGCAUGUCUGAAAAGAUCAUAAAGGUCACAUUAAGAAGGAGCCAUUAAGCCUCACUCUUCCAGCUGGCCACCCCACGGAUACAGCACUGACCACAGGGACUGAGUUGCCCGUUUAGUUGACAACCUUCCAAUAAAUGACUUGUAGCCCGCCAGAUUUAUUACAGUAAGGAGUUCGCUGAUGUACUAUAGUGAGGGGUUCCCCAGAGUCGGUCUCAAUCUCUUCACUCUCCCGCUGACUAGUCGACUGUCCGAGCCUGUCGACCAUCGGGUGCCGGGCUUAGGCGUAUUCUUCCUACCGGAUAGACCACACCAGAUUUUUAAAAUGCGUCAGUCCGGCAAUCCUCCUUUUUUAGCCAUGUUUCUCAACUAGACCAGUUCGGUCUUAUCAGAAUGCGUUCCGGCGCUACAUUGGGGAUGUUUGCUGUGACAGAAGACAGGAAAAGUACCUGAUGAGGACUGCUUUUUCAACGUAAAUCAGCAACUGUUCUCGAGUUGCUUCACUUUAUUAAUUAACGGUAAUCUCGCUAAGAUCAGCUUAACAGAAGAAUUUAUGUAGGCAAGCCACAUUCACUGUUUUCUGCCACCGGAACAGCGGAAUUUGGGUGUUGAGAGAUGUAAGCAUUUCUGAGUCCCAGUACGUUACACGCCUAAUAACCGCAUGCUUGCGGACGCUUCUUCUUCUCUGUCCUUCAUAUUCCUCAUCUUCCGCCUAUUCCUAUUCCUCUUCUGUUAUGUUACCUGAAAGUCACAUCACUAGCCACGGUUCCCCCUUAUCAAUACCGGCUGUCUUAGUGAACUGCUUUCAUUCUUCCAGAUUAGCCGUGUGCUGCGGGGAGCUGCACGGUCCAGUCAUAAUCUUCGACGUUGCCAACAGGCGUCAGUUGUGUAGUCAACAAGUAAAUGACGAAGACGUUUACUGCGCGGCUGCCUUCUUUGCUGACAGCCGAAAACUGGCCUUCGGUGGCAUGAAGGGCGCCUUCUAUGUCAUGGUAAGUCGUAGUUGCUAAAUGUUUUUUAAGUUUUCUGCACGCACUCUUCCCCUCCACGGACAUUUGCCAAACUUGGAGUAACCCUUAAAUAGUUCUGUCCUGCACAAGUUCUCAUUGAUUAAUUCAGAAGACAAGCAGGUGAACAGGGAUUUCUUAAGUAAUUUCUCAUGUCACUGUGCCUAUGGAGAGGUAGUGUUGUUUAAAAUAAGGGAGUCUGGGAUGGCUAUUUCUGGUUUCUUGCCGCCAUCUGUCAGCCAUACCCGGACCAUGAACAUUCAAGACUUGGACCCACACUCAGUCGAUCACUACCAAUUCUGCCAAGAGACACUGUCCUUCGGCUGCUGUUAGCGAUUUUCAGGGUCGCGUCGCAGUAGUGCUCACCAGUCUAGCAUGAUCCGUCUUAUUGUCGCUGUCGUUGGGCGAGAGAACAGCUUCCCCCAACUUCACGGACGUACCAAGUAAAACCACAAUAUGCGGUUAAGCCAUAGGCUAUCGGACAGUGGUUCCAUGGGGCAGCUUAAUUGAAGGACGAUAUCCUGUACCUCUCAGUUUCAUAGGUGGACUUCUUCAGCCAUCACUUUUGUAGAUUUUAGGGCCCCAGGAUUGUACCAGAUAGUAGGCGAUGCCUUACUUAGCGGCAGGCAACGCUCGCCGGUAACGCUUAUAUACUACCUCUUCAAAGGUAACUGGGUUGAUCGGUACCCAGCUGUACGCUGGGAUAUUACUGCCACAUUGUCUAUGGUGGUUUAUUUAGCUUGCACUGAAGGUCAUUUUACUGUCUUCCACCUGUGAACACACUGAGUGUUCGUCAGCUAGGCUAACAAACGGACUCAUGCAUCCUGCUUGCCAAAAGCUAUAGGAGGUGUUCUUACAACAUUUCAGUGAAGAACUUUUCUGCCUGUACACAGCCUAAAAGUGCUGUUAACAGUGAUUGACCAACAUUACCUUUUAUCAAUUGUGGUGUUUCUAUUUCUUUCGUUUUGAAUUACUGGAACGUAACAGACGUGCUAGUGAUCACUUGGCGAGCUUAGGUUUACUUUCGAUAGAUGCUCAUCGGACCAGUGCAUUUAUGUGGAUAUGUGUUCAUUUAGGACAUAUUUAAUUUAUUUCCUCCACACAUUCUUUGCACUUUUUCUAGGACUAAGCACGAUAUAUUUGACUACCCAAUUUUGGCGUUUGUACUAGUGUUUAGUGCAUCUUUUUAAUGUUUAAGGACACUGAAGACGAUGGUCACAUCCUGGUUACUGUUGAGGGUUACCGAGUGCAGAGUAUGGUCGCUCUCCUCACGCCACCUCCCGUCGAUAUCGCUCCCAAUUUGGCCAGCUUUACCGACAGUUCAGUUCGUGAUCUGGAGGCCUGUCGAUUUACUCUCGAUCCUACUACUCCCGGUGCUCCCGCAGCCGCUGUUGCUCCUGGCCACGGUGACUCUGUUUCGAUGACCGACUUGAGCCACAAUUCUGUUGAAGUCAUCGGCCAUGGCUUACCGUUCUCCGGCAUUGAUCAGCUCCUAGUGGCCGAUAGUCUACACAGGGUUCGCCUCUUUAAGUUUGGCUACACAACUUCGGUAGCCGCAGGUGCGGCAAGUCGCGAAUUAGAGGACCUCAAUCCCCUCAUUCAGAUCGCCAGCGUUGCGACGACGACCACACAACCCACCGCAUCUUGGGCGGCCCCCGCAUCCUCCCUGGCGGUCUCUGUCGCGGGCAGUCGUGGCCAGCGGUCGACUAUCCAACUACCUCUCUCCUCCGUUGCCGCAGUGAUGCAGGCCGCGGGCGCCCUCAUAUCUUCCUCCUCUGCUGUCGUUGCUGCAGCUGCUGUCUCCUCGGCACCCGGAGCCCCACCGACGACUGGUAGCCGACCAGCAACCUCCGCUUCCGCUGGCAGUUUGUUGGCCUUCCGUCAGACCACCUCGGACUCGGGCAUCAGCCGUCAACAUCAGCUGUUGCACACUUCCAGCUCGCCUGGCUCCGCACUGGGUGAGUUCAGAUAUUAACUGGAUUCCAUGUCCCCGAUCUAGUCUUAGGGUGAGGAGAAGGAUUCAUUUUUAACAGCGGAACAUAUUUAUUAGACGCAUAGUUCCCCGGGCAUUCUAAAAUCACUCGCGCAUAAGAAUUUUAUUCAUAUUGCACUGCCUUUUUCGACAAAAAUUUACAUGACUGAGUUGGUCGGCGCUGUCCUCUGCUGAUUGUUCAGAUUAGCGGCUUAAUCAGUCUACCUUCGGAGGAGCUAAUAGCGAGCCAACCCUUAGGCUCUGGUGGCCCUUGCCUCGAGACUAAUCUUCUCUCGGUAAGGGCUGGCGAGCCUUCCGAGCAGAAUUUUCUCCAAGACCGGUUUUGUUUGCGAAGCAACACCCUUUUAGUUUGGAUCCUUUCAACUAAAUUUUUAGGUUGGAUUAUGACAUGUUUAGGAUCUCCCCCCCCACCCCAUUUAAACUCAUGUCGUCCUUAUCACCGUAGUCCCACUUUUCGCGCUGUUGACAGUUUUUAGGUACUCAGUCGAUGUGUUAGCUUCACUAAUUCCGAAAGUCUCGUGGAUGACUUGGGCGUGCAGAAUUAGAGGAUGUCCUAUAACUCAGUGAAAUGAUGCUCAUUGGGCAUAUCAUUAUUGUGUGUCUUAAUCGGUUUUUCAAUUUUUUGGAGGUUUCAGCGGCCACAACAAUGGUAGAGGGACACUCACCGAUCGUUUCUACGGAAUUCACUCGUCCCGUUGUGCCUUACGGGCUCUCUCUCCAACCAGAAAUGGUCAUUUCAAUCACCCUUGUCUUUGUCGGUAAUACCAUUCGGCCACAGAACACCUGUCGAAAUCCAGCCGGGGUCGUGUAUCAUCUUGUUCUGUCUUAGCAUACCUCCUCAGUUAGGCAUGCGAUCCUAUGAUGCUUGGGACCCUACAAUAGGGGAAGCUGAUCCGUUCACGCUACAAAGCAAGGGUGUAAUGGCGAGUGUAUCAGUUAAGAUAUCGCCCUCGGAUCGCUAUAAUUAGGCACCCAUAUCCUCUCUCAGGUGUCAUCUGCGUGAGGAGUCACUUUUGUAACGCCAGAAAUGGCUCGGCCGCGCGCUGGGUUGUCUGCGACUUGCUCUUCAAUAAGAAGACGAAUAGUCGCCCCCUGCGUAGCUUGCCCGGUGCUAGUUGUUUAAUUUUCUCUCUAAACUUUAGCACUUUCUGGCGACGGUCGCGGUAACCCCGGUCAGGUCCGGGGUCACCUAGCUACCGCACACAGCGGUUACCCCAUUUUUGUCAGUGGCGACAGCUCAAGUGGUGGCAGUGCCGGUAGUGAAUCCAUUUUCUACAUCACCGCCUCCGGUGCGGAACUUGCAGGCUCCUCGUCAGGAAUCCCUACGAGCGCAACCAACACCUCCGCUGCUGUUGCUGCUGCAAGCACCGCCACGCUCUCCCCCUCAGUACUGGUAGCCAAUCUGCUGCAAAGUUAUCCCCGACUCUCACUCUUCCCGGAAUCCUCUACUAGCGCUUCCGCAGCAGUGACUGACGGUACUUCCAGAGUGGGCGGUGGCGGCCCGCUCGAUGCUUCCACUCAAGCUGUCACGCAGGGGACCACAGAAUCCUCAACUACUGGCACUACAACAACUUCCUUUGCUGCUGCUGUAGGUGCGGCCACCGAUGCGGCGGCUCGUAAUGCAAACCAGACCUACGGAUUGCUGCAGCACUGCACGCUCAUCAAGGAGUUACAUGCAAUUCAGUCAAUUACACUCUCUUCUUCGGGUCGCAGACUACUUGUCACUGUGCAUAAGCGCGUACGUUUCAACGAUUUCACUCCUUUCCUACUCUCAUGGAACUAAGAAACGUUUUGCUAUGCUGUAAGGUAACAAGUGUCCGGAGUUGCGACCCAUCAUACAUACACUUGUUUCGGCUCCCACUAGUGCUGGUUUACUCUUCCCUAAAGUCCGUGGCAUAAGUUGUCAAUGACCUCAGGUAUUGACGCGGGCAUGGCAUAGACGAGGUCUCCGCUAUCACCCGUCAUGUAGGUGAGCCCGUAAACCGUUGGGCGAGCAUGAGGCCGUAUUGGAGCGCUGCCAAUGUUCGCAACAUCCUAAUAACGUAUCGCCUUCUGAAUGUAUAAAUAACUGGCUUACCAGAUCGGCCUCUGUAGGCACUACUCUUCCGUGGCCCUCAAUGGCUUAUUCGUCAGGCCAGAUAACCUACUGUUUUCGCGGUAAGCCUUCGAUGUGUACCACCUCACUAUCCGCCACUUGUAAACGUGCCGGGUAACACCCAGCCCCUUAAUUCGCGUUACUUUGAAAUGCGUCUGACCUGCCCUCGGGCUAGUAAUAGGAAUUUGACAACACCGUUCAGAUAUGGGGACAAUCAAAUCCUGCCUCUAGUACCGGCAGCACUUCGGACAAUUACGCCACCAACACUACUGCAGUAGAUGUGCCAUCUCAGUAAAUGGUAGCCAGCAUUCUGGAAUUCGUUUUCGAUUCGAAAAGACUACCUAAGUGGGGUUGUAAUGUUACUUAUCGUGCAGCAUAGCCCCAAGGUAUUUCGGUAACGUCAGGAUGCCGGCUUCGGCCGUCUGCAAAACCUGCACUCUAAAAAUGACUGCUUAGACAUUAUGAGUUCCCCCAUCGUCUUUCAAUGCCCUUACAAAUUCAAACAUAUUUUACAGAGGACGCACAAAAAUAUUCUUUCGUGUAUUCGUUUGGUAGUAAAUCACGUCCUCUUCAAAUCUUGCACUUACAGAAAGCUUAUCUUUCAGCUUUUGAAAAGUCAUUAUGGGAUGUUUAAGAUCGUGAAAUGUCCAUUCAUAAAGCAUAGUAUCUGUACAUUUAUUAAUACUGCUUUUGAAGUUUACAACACGGUCUACACUCAUUGCAAAAUUUCAGGGGCCCUGUAUGACGUCUUCUUAAUAGCGUAUAAAAAUACAUCGCAUAAAUACAUCGUAUAAAAAUACAUAUGCAGCUUGUGUUUUAGGAACUCUGAGUGCACGUUUAGCGGCAAGUUGGGUUCAAAAUUAUUUGGAAAUUGCAAGAGCUUUUUAAGGCCAAAAACACCCUUUAUUUACGUACAAAAUUUGAAGAAGACGUGAUUUUCUAUCAAAUGAGUACAGAAAAUACUUUCAUGCAUGUUUUCUACAAAAUAUAUUUAAAUUUAUAAGAGCAUCGAAAAUAAAUGGGGAAAAUAAGGGUGUUGAAGUGGCAUUUUUUGCAGUGUAUGUGUUGCAGACGUCCGGAAAAGAGCUCGUUCAAAAGCCGGCAUCCUGACGUGACCGAAAUAUCUUGAGAUUAUGCUGCACGAUAUCUAAUCUUACAGCCUCACUGGGGCAAUUUUUUCAAAUCGAAAACGCAUUUCACAAUUCCGAUCAAUAUUACAUGAGAUGGCACAUCUACUAUACUUCUACUGCCGCCACCACCGUCAUCAUUCACCUACGGGUCUUUCGAAGGUAUUGUCAACGAAGACGCAUCUUUUCACACCUGUGCUCUCCGUGUGGUAAGCAUACUAACCAAUAAGUUACUGGAGAUUACUGCUACCCUGUCACAUUCUUCUGCAGAGACGAACGAAUUGUUAACGCGCGGAAUCGUCCUUGUGAGCCGUGGGUACCCAAUUUUGUUUCACUGAGAUUACUGAUAUAAAGAAUUACAAUCUCUUGCCAGAUGCCGAUAGUUACCUGUCUCAAAAGUUCCUGCAUUCGGUGCUGACUUGAUUUUUAAGAAGGUGUAGAUCCCAUGCAAGUGAAACGGUCUUUUACUUUAUGCUUCACAUUAGAUUGGAUCAGAGUUAUAAGUGGCUUUUUCUUUCGUAUUAAUCAGAAUAACUUGUGUCGACUUUAACUAAACAGAUCAAUUUGCCGUACUGACAACAUGGCUACUUAGUAAAAGCCCAUAUACGUUUUUCGUUGAUUUUGUGCCGCUGCUUGACGCAGCUGUGAGGAGUUGGGCUCAUCAGUAGGUCCCGCAGCGUUCUCCAUGUGUUACGCACCCUAAUUUCCCCACAAAUGAGUAUAUGCACUUAGCGUAAUUUCUAACUUUAGAAACAUCAGAAAUUCUAGUACAGACCACAAGGCACGUGGCAAAUACUGGGGGACUUGCAGAUGAGCCGAUAUUGCUUGUACUUGUCCGGUUCAACCAGCUUCGGCAAUGUCGCGAAUCGUACCAUCCCACGCGUGACGACCCGCGGCAGCGGAUUUGAAGAGCUCAACCCAUUCCCCCAGUAAUGAAGACCGAAUACAGAUAGUCCAGAAACCAGCUCUGUGUCUUGAAGUGGGUUGAGCCAGCUUUCCGGUUCGAUCCCUCUUCGACACCUCCACGUGGGCAGCGGUGCCGGAUCGAGGACAUCAACACGGAGCUCAUGGGGCGGACAACGAAGGAUGCGUCCUGAGUUGUAUUUCUUCGGCGGCACUGGAUAUCUGUGCAAUGAUGUCGCAACGAGUGCGAACUGCCUCCUUUCAGUCAAAAUCGAUGUACUUUACUCGAAAGAUGCGCCUCAGUCAGCGGUGGUCAAACCUCCAGUUUUCGUCCAACUUCCAUGCCCACAACCUAGCCUUCACAACCGUACAAAAGGACUGAUCAGACGAAUGCAUGGUACACGCAAAUCUUCAUGGCGAUGGAUAUGCCGCUCCGAGUUGUGAAGAUCUUACGAACAACAUUUAUUCGGGAGACAACAUAGUCUUCACUCGGUCCAUUGGGCAGCGACCUCGCUCCGAGAUACUUAGAACUAUUUACCAGUUGACCAUUUUCCAGUUGACAGCCAUUAAUGCCGAGUGAUGCCUUCUCUUGGCCAGGGCUACAGUUCGAAAACACUUUGGUCUCCCCGGUGUUUAUGGAUACACAGACUGAUUUAGCGACUUCAUUUACCCACGACACCACAGAUUUGGGGGUUAAGAAUGAAUUUGCAGUUGGGGGCAGCAGACAUGCAGGAAUGGAAGGUAAGCACGAUAGACAGAUGCAGGGGAGAGGUCACGAUGGAGCAGAGUUAGAGAGGUUGUGCAGGGAGGAGAAGACCUUGUGAUGAAGGGUCAGCAGAGACCGGUGGAGAUGCCACAGAGAACAGUGCCGUCGGCAGUAGUCAGAUUGGUGGCCUGGAAUUGAAAUUCGAAAAUAUCCUCGUCACAGGGUAACCAACACGACGUUGUUUGGCAGCCAUUUCAAUGAGGUCGAUCUCGGAAGAGAGCUGAAGGUGAGCGAUUGGAGGUCUGGACAGCGUGUCAAUCACUUCAUUCGGGGACCCGUUUAUGUGACGGGUAUCUGAGGCGAAUUGGGAGGUAUUGCCCAAUUGGCGAAUCUCCCGGGGCUUGGGCUUGUCGGAGUUUAACUUGAAAACGAGGGAAAGGGCUUUUUAUCCAUGAAUACAGUGAAAUCGCUGCCCUCAAGAAAGGACCGGUAGUUUUUCACAGCUAGGUAGACAGCGGGAAGCUCCCAUCCAAAUAUGCUAUGGCGCGAUUUGACGAAUGAUUACUUCCAGGAGAAGAAAGGUAGUGGUCGAGUCUGACCUGCGAGGUGCCGCUGAAAAACCUCACGGAUUGCGACAUUUGAGGCAUAAACCGUUAGAGAGAUAGGUGUGUCGGCGGCAGAAUGGGUCAGGCGGUGACUUCGGUCAGGGCGGCCUUCACUUUGUCAAAAGCAUUGCGGUCGUCUGCGGAGAACCGGAACGAACUUUUGGGACGCGAGAGGGGGGUCGUGAGCGGCAGAAUAGUGUCGGCGCAGUUCUUGACGAACCGUGGACAAAGAGUAGAGCAUGGAGAACUCAGUACGAACCUCUGGAACGUUUGGAAAGCGUUGCGGAGUCCAAACGCCAUACGGAGAAAAUCAAAGAGCUCAUGGGCCGUGGUGACAGCCGUCUUCGAAACGUCAUCCAGAGCAGUUUGAAUUUGGUGGAAUCCCCGGGCCACCACCUGUCGAAUAAGGCACCCACAACAUUCCUUGGAUACGGGACAGGAUAGCGGUUCGAAAUGGGGACGUUGUUCAAGGCCCAAUAGUCGCCACAGAGGCCAGUCACCGGUCGCAGCCUUUGGGACCACAUGGAGAGGCGAGAGCCAAGAGUUUUCAGGUUGACGGAUGAUGCCUAUCUGAAGCAUUUACACAAACUGGGCCUUGCGGACGGCCAGAGGUGUAGACGAGAGGCAACGCGACCGAGAAAACAUAAGAACCGGUGGUUUGGAUAUGAUGAAAAACGUCGUGUGAUGGAAUAGAGUCGCAAAAAUCGGGGCGGGUGAGGCCGAGGUGUUUUGCAAGGAGCUGUCGAAAUGCUUUGCCUGAGUCGGUCCAGGAUGGAAAGUUGAUGGACAGCCCAGAGAAGGGGGCUCCCUGGACGGUGGGAUUGGUGGUUUGGUCUUGUAGACGGGACGAACGGCAGUCAACUAGAAGAUCGAAGGAGGCGAGGAAAUCUGCGUCAUGAAUGGCACACGGUGGAGUUUUCAAGUAUCACCGAUGUUUGAGGCUUGCUCCACGGAGGUCGCUAUUUGAGUCCGUUAGUUUUUGCGAUCAUCUCUAGCGAACCCUGUCAUAAUUUCCUGGAAUUGGCGGGAAGACUCAUGGUUGCAGGACCUGACUGGGACUGUUUUGACGGACAACUGCAAAGUUCUUCCGUUGACUCAGCCUCCUCGGCGUCGCCGGGUUAAUCCAAGUAUCUUCUCAACCUCAAUAGACUCCUGACUUCAAUGAUGACCAUUGACUCUUCUUCGACUCGGGUCGUAAUAUAAAAUCUUAUUUUCAUGCGCAGGGCCUCAGCUGUACUGGUUUGUCGUAGUUUUGCGACAUCAAGCCGUCUUGUACGUGAGAAUUUGGGUGCAAGAAUUAGUCCAUAUGACUGUCGUCUGAAUAGCGGGUCAUCAGACGUUUGUGGCGAUACUAGAAGCACGUGAAUGGGAAUUUUACGCGUAUACUCCGCUGAAGUGGACGCCUUUCAGCCUAAAUAUUCGCAUCAACUUUCGGACAGAGCCUGUUAGGAUUUGUCCUAAAGGUUUACUUUCUGAUGAAAUUAAAAAAAGCUUAAGUCACUAGUUUGUUAAAUUCGUGGUCUACCCUAGAGAAUAGUGAACUACUUCAACCGUCUUUAAAUGUCCAGGUUAUUCUGCCUGCGUGCUCUCCUCAAUCUUUAGAUCGAACUUUUGAAGCGGACUGUGCUCAACCGUGUAGCUGGAUCACCCCCUUCCGAAUUUUAGACAGCAACAUUCAGCUAGGCAUAGUAUGUAAUUUUUUCAAUGUUACUCAAUAGCCAAACAUUGUCAGGCUGCGGUUUGGCACAAUGUGCGCGCCGCUCAACGAGUGUUUAGCAGAUUCAAGCAUGCGUACAUUCAAAUACAAAGUUUCAUUGACCAUAAAUGUCACCUGCUACCCACAAACGUGAACUGGAUUAUUAAAAUCCCCGGCAGGCAGUGGAUUUGAGAGAGCUAUUAGCAAGGGCUAAAAUCCAGCUCAUCGUAAAUUAUCGUUCAAUGUGGUGUGCUGUGCUGGGAGCCAAUGUGUGUUCCGUCCUGUGGAUUAGAUGAAAGGGGCUCGCUGGAACGUGAACCUUGCCCACCCAAUGUUUUUAGUUACUUAUGAGAAUUCCCAUGUAUUUUAAUAAUACUUAAAAGGAGCUCGAAAAACCGCCAUUGUGACUGUCGUUAUUAGCCUACUAAUGCUUUAGCCUAUGUAGCCCACCUAGUCUUUGUUGUGAAGUUUGUCUACUUAUUCUGCUUAGGCAGGUAUGUUUCGGCAAAGUUAGCGCAACUGUAACGGUAAUAUUAGCGGUUAGGGCAGGAAUAAGGAUCUUGAGAUUAGAAUUGAGGUUGGAAUCUGGGUCAGGAGUUUAAGGUUAGGGUUGGUCUUUGGCCCUUAAGGUUGAGGUUAGGGUUUUAAGAUUGGAGUUAGGGUUAGAGGUUUGAAGCUAGGAUUGGGGCCGUAAGGUUCGGGUUAGGGUUACGUUGAGGUUAGAGUCUUAAGGUUGGAAUUAGGGUUAUGGUUUUCACGUCAACAUUAAGGACUCGGUUUUUAAGAUUAGCAUUAGACCUAGUGUUCUAACAUUGGGGUUUUAAGGUUGCCUUUGGGGUUAGGGCUAGGGCCUCAAGGUCAGGUUCAAGGAUCAAGGCUUGGGUUAAGGUUUUAACAUUAACUUUAAGGUUUAAGAUUAGCUCACGAAAAUGCGCCUAAUGGGUCGUGACUGCUAUGUCACAGAUGCCAACUGUGCCAUAUGUCUUGGGAUUGACCAUGGUCAACUCACGAAGUCACUCCUAGCGGAUCCCAUCUUGACUGCCAAUUGGCCUUUACAGCUUUUGUGAACGAUUUUCUCUUUUUCUUCCCUUAUUUUUCACGUCUUAUAUGCCCUGCUAUCGCUUUAUUUUUUCUCGAUUUUUUCACCCCUCGGUCUUUUAGUUGCGUUUACAUUGAUUUCAGUUUCCCAACUGCUUGCGAUUAGACUAGUCAGCCAAUUCCGUUUCUCCAUACAUUUUAAAUUGCGUGCUUAAGUUUUCGCUGGCUUGGACAAAAUAAUGACUUGAAUGAAAUUUCUUGCAUUUCUUCGUGGAGUAUGCUGUCUACCGCCUCCUUCGGACCGGCCCAUAAAACCCCUAAUACCACCCUUCCCGCACCAUAGGCGUCCUUUCCCUUUCAUGAGUGGACCCGCAUACGAUACCGUUGCCAGUUACUUUUCCUUCACGCCACGCUACCCCAUUACUUGGAUUGUUGGAUCCGAUUCUUUUCUGUCCAGAUGCAGGGGCUUGUAUAAUUUAACCACCCUGACCGGUAAUCUUUUAUUACUUUAAUAGGGCCUCCACCUCUGGGAUUUGGAGUCGCUUGGGAUGCUGCAGCAAUUUGCCGGAUUCAAGCAGGACAUCUACAAACUGACCUCCACAAUAGGCGGGAUAAAUGAGGAUUUUGUGGCUAGCGGAAGUGAAGGUAUAUCUCCUGAACUCUCUUUCGCUCGCAUAAUUUUUUAAUUCACGUGCCGUCGUUUGUUUACCUGCUUUUUCCCUAUUGCCUGAAGUUUCAGACUAUCUCGAAACAACUGGUGUUUGGUCGUUCACCGAUCAACUUUUGGAGCAUUCUGGUCGCGUUGCAUCUUGAGGCUAAUCUAUAGCCUUCGCAGGAAGUCGCAUAGCGACAAGUGAUGAUAUAAAAAGAAUACCGACAAGGGAGACUUGGAUGGCCAUUUCCGGCUUGCUUGUCGUCGUCAGCUAACCAUACCCAACUCCAGGCUUUCAGGACAUGGACUUCGAACCCAGAUCCUUCGGUCAUUGAGGGUUUUAUAAGUCCGACGCUACAGCAUUGAACAAUGGGAUCGUUGUACUUCCGGUUUCGAUCGCAAAUAAUGACUAUGAUGGGAGGGCGUUCACAGAUUAGCUUGCGUGGCAUGCCACUCCUGUUGCGCAUUGGGUACGACUGUCUGACGACGGUUAAGAACACAGAUAUGUCCAUCCCACUCCCCCUUCGUCGGCAUUCCCUUCUAAAUCUCGAACUAACUUCUGACCGCCUUUUUGACCCUAUUCUUCCACAGUUUUAACUCAUUUACAUGACCUUCUGGCAAAAAAAGAGCAAACAUCUAGGAACGGAAGCUGCCGUCUUAUUGCUGGGGACACGUUACUCAGCUUCUGGUGACAUUCAACUUUUUUACCUUGGUAUAGUCAGGAGGGUGUCGUCUACACGGCGAAGGCAAAUUCUUGAUUUAAGACCUCGGAUAGGGUUCAUCGAUCAGGUUGCGGUACGGAGCAUGCUUGUCCCGUCUCGUUUUCGGGCUCCAAUACAGAACUCCAAGGCAGUCGCACAUCAACAAGUAAUGUUUCAGAAGAGAUCAUGAUAAAAACGAGGCAGAUUGGAAUAGCUAUUCCGGACUUGUUAUCCGUCGUCAGCCAGGCGUUACCUCAACCCCACGUUUUAAUUUGUAGGGACCGAACCCGAAUUCUGUCACUGAAUGUUAAGUCCAGCCCCCUAUCAUCAAAGCACGUGGCAGUUCUUCUGUCGGUCGACAUCAGAAGUAUUAAUUAAUACAGCCGGGACGAUGUGUUUUUCCCGUCUGGUGAACUCUUCCUUUUGUAAAAAAACAAAUCCGAGGUCGUUGGGAGGCAAUUGAAAGACAUCAAACAUGCGUAAAAAGGAAGCCUGUAUUUAUUCUGCGCACCCAGAUGGUACGCCCCAAGAGCAGGAUUAGCUUCUUCGAAAAUUUUGAUGCAUUCUAUAGUGGCCGAAUUGGAAGCCUCUUCCUACCUGUAUAUGAAUACCAUCUAUCCAUAGGGAGACGUACCUAUCGUUAGUAGUCGUGCGUACAACAAUUCGACCGUCGCAACUAACGAUGUCCACCAUGUGUUUCCCAGAAAGUUAAGGCUGGCACGUGAACCCUUUUAUGGUGAAAAUAGAUUCGCGCACCGUCCACCACACUCUCCUUCUACCGGAGCCCGGUGUCAAGACAUAGUCAAGAGAUCAGGAGGCGGGGGAGGGCGCAGGUGGCUGACAUGGCCGGAUCCACACCUAGGCGUACAACCACACCUUUGGUCUAUAGCAGACAAAACACUUGACCAGGAUUAUAACCGACCACAGCACCACAACGGCAUAGAAAGAGGAGGAUGACUGGCCAGCCAUGCUCAUGACCUGUAUACCCAGUGAAAGCGCAAACGCAUCUACCGGCAGGAAACUGCUAGCGUACACCAGGCUGCGAGAGCCACGGUUUGCUGAACCAUAGCAUAGCAGACGUUCGUAAACCUUAAGGCUCAGAAGGUGGACACAUAGCCCUGCACUGGUUGUAGCUUACCUUGAGCCCCCCUGCGUAGCUGUAGGCGAAUCCUCAUCUUGGAGAUGACGAAGCGAUUGUCAGUCCACUCGUCAGCACCCGGGAUCGCCAUUGUCAUCAGCACAUCCUGCUGGUCUCGUCUCCGGACGAGGACAGUCCAGCAGGUACCAGUACCGCGAGCGAGGCUGCACCCUGAUCGCCUUCUCCCGCGUCGGUAGGCCGGAGAAAGUGUUGAUCAAAAUGAGGCGGUAUAUUGCGCAGGAUCGCAGGAAGAGUAGGCCUUUGUCAUUGAAACCGCGGAGACCAUGGGGGCCCAGCACUCCCCUCCGGGCAGCAUGGUCUGUGUCGACGCGUGCGAUGAAGUCAUCAAGGACAAUCAGCUUAUUUACGGCAUAUUCGCCAGAAGAGUAUGCAGGUCUUCGUAGAAUUUGUUCCUUGCAGCAUCAGGGCUUGCCUUCAGGGGGGGGGGAGGCGUAGAAACUGACGAUGGUGGCGAACUUGCCUUCUCGGGGAGGCAGGCGGAGGCUUAUUAGGUGAUCGUCCCACAACUUCGUGCCGGAUGGCAAAGGCGACGCCCGCGAGCCGUCGUUCUACCCUGGGGCGAUCGCUCCAAAAGUAGGUGUUGCCGGCACCAACCUACUCUAGUUGGCUUUGUUCGGAGAAGCGGGUCUCGCUGAGUGCAGCGAUGUCAACUUUGUAGAGCGCCAGUUCCCGAGCCACUAGCGCCGUUCUCCGUUCCUGUCGGUUGGUCUUCGGAUUGUUUAGUAUUACCGUGUGUGGAGAUACGCACACGGAUACCUUCAUCCGGCUUAGCGCGCCGGUCGAGGCAGUUACCGAGGUGGGCCGCUGAGCAGAGCCUAGCUUCGAGGAGUCACGUGUUAGAAUUGGGUGCCAGUUUUUGGACGCUAUGCGUAGUCAACACCUUCAAGUAUGUGAGCGACCCACUACGACCAGUACUUUGACCUACAACUGGACACCCCUUUACCCCAGUAAUGCGUACAUUGGAUACGAGAUGCACAUUUUUAUAGGAACUAUCGUCCAUGGUGCCAACCCAGCAAUGCAGAGCUGCGAAUUCCUCGACGUAUCACCCCCUAGAUAAGACGUGCUCAAUAGGCAUAUCGAUUACUAUGUCACAUAUAUUUGCGGGGAGUAAAUACUGACGAAGGCAAGGGAGACUGAGAUAGCCAUUUCUGGCUUAUUAGCCAUCGACACCACACCAAAUCCAGAUUCCAGGUUUGGAUAACAAGACGCUUAGGUUGUCUGACGUCAGGUCCAACGCUCUACCACUAAGCCACGGGUCCUUCCUGUCAAUCGUGAUAGGAAACGAACAUGUUACGUGUUGCAGACUGAUCGGCUAACGGCCUUCGCACGCUAAUUAAUAUUUCCGUCUAUAAAUUACAGGGAAACAGGUCCAUGGCCCUGGUAAUUUAACCCUUAAUGAUCAAAGCACCCGACUUAUCCACACCUAGGGUUGAGGUACGAACGACUCACAAUAGCCAAUAAUACAGAACUGGCCAUCCCAGUCUCCUGAAGCCAACUGGCGUACGGCCUUAUAAUUAUUGGGCAGACUAUGUGUAAAAGCUGUUAUUCUAUAGUUAGUAAUGUUUUCUUUGCUUUGCCCUCAGACGGUUUUCUUCACCUUUGGCACCUCUCCUCUGGCGCUCGUCCCAUAUAUUCUGCAAUGGCGGCCACCGGUGAGCACCCAGUCACAUGCGCUAACUGGAAUCCGGCGCUUCCCACUAUGUUGGCCACCGUAAAUGAUGAAGGCGAGAUACGCAUCUGGGCUCCAGCCAGUAAGCAUUUGUUAUUUAUUUUUCUUUGUCCCCCUGUUUCUUAUUGCAUUUCCCAUGUUGUUGGAAUUAUAUUGAUCCCCUCGUCUCCCACUCAGAACACAGCUUAAAUAUUCCUCCAGGCUUUCUCAUACUUUUAUCCGCCACCCUCUAUCAUCCUCUCUUGACAACCAAUUGACCCAAAUAAUGUCACCUACAAACCUCCUGUGAAUUCUGCUCUAGCAAGGGAGACCGUAGCCUGACAUGGCUGAAGAAUUACGGAGUGCUAAUUCACGGUUGCCAUUAAAAACUAGAACGCUACCACAUAGAGAUGGACCAAUCUAAAUCUCACCUCUGUUCAGCUGCCGGUGAAAAAUCGAAGGAUAUUGCGCUGACCAUUCUCACACACGCUUUGAAAGUACGUGUCAAAAGAGAUAAAGAAUUAUCUAUGAGACUGGAAAAACUUUGAGUACCAAACUCGGACAACUCGUCCGGCGUCCUUGUCCGUAACCUUUCAUCUUAAUCCCUCACGAGCACACAGCCCGCAGUCCUUGAGCGUGGAGUUACUUUCAGUACAACAGAUGCCGCACCCACAGACUUUAUUGCUGCCUUCGAAUCCGUUCUUCAGUUAACAAAGGCAUCCGAAGAGACGGAAGAUUUGAUCCAUCAAACCUCCUCGUUGCUUAUGCGACACAGGAGACGCAAAGCUCUUAGCAAUGUGGAACAGCUAGCACUAAAAAUCCUAAAAGCAAACAAGGACAUAAUUAUUCCGCCAGCUGAUAAAGGACGUUCCACAUUCGUGAUGGAGAAACUGGAUUACCAGAACAAAAUACAAGACAUACUCGAAGACCAGCACCCCUGUAAACAGUGCUGUACAGCGAAAUGAAAAAUCUAGUUACCCGAAUAAACAAAAGCCUAAGAAAACUCAAGGCCGAAGGAGCAAUUACGUCCAACGACUGGUUCUUCAUGAGAUCCAGUGAUUCCGCUACGGCUCGUUUUUACGGUCUGCCGAAGGUACACAAAGAGACUGUCCGACUGAGACCAAUCGUAUCCCUUCGAAACACUCCGACGUACGGUUUGGCGAAGUGGAUGUUCGGUCGUCUUAAUUUUUUUGGCCGAUGGCUCACCAACAACGGUAUCAUCUGCGAACCAAUUCCUCGAACGCAUAAAACAUCUGAAGUUAGAGCCAAACGAAUCCUUGGUAUCCUUUGAUGUCGUUUCGCUCAUCACCUCCAUUCCACAGCAGCAAGCGAUAGGCGUUGGCACCAACUAAUGGCUGUGCGGUAUGAGGAGAGGGACAGGCCUCUGAAGUCCGAACAUCUGCUCGGGCUUCUGCAACACUGCCUCAAGACCUAUUUCAGUUUUGUGGAAAAAUGUACGAACAAAUUAAGGGCGCUCCUAUGGGCUCCCCUGUCAGGCCUAAUUGCUGAAGUAGUUCUUCAACAGAUAGAGUACUUAGCGUUCACAAAUUACCAACCCAAGUUCUGGGCUCGCUAUUUCGAUGACACCGUCCUUGUCAAAAUAACUAACAUUGAAUACCUAAAAGAACUACUGAAGUCGGUUGACCAGGACAUCCAAUUCACGAUGGAAGCAGAAACAAACCACCAACUGCCCUUCCUUGACCUGCCGUGCGCUGGGGUACAAAUGAACAACUGAAUACCACAGUAUUCAAAAAAUCCACCGACACGAGGCAAAUCCCACACUUCGACAGCAAUCACCAUGUCUCAUAAACGUAGCUGUAUCCGAACACUAUUUCAAAGAGUCGAAACAAACUGCAACACGCCCGAAGAUAAAAGUGCCGAACCUCUUUGCAGUCAGUGGUUAUUCCAGACAUUUUAUCGACAGAGGCAGGCGCCAAACGCACAGACUACGACCCAAUGAGCGGCAACCUGAAGUCUGGAGAGCUAUUGUCUACGUUAAAGGGGUCUCCCAGGGGGUGUCUCGAUUGUUACAACCCGCCAGAGUGGGCAUAGCCGAUCAACCGCAGGCAACACUACGGCGCUGUCUGAUGCAACCUAAGGACACACUACCACCCGCUGAAAUCUCACAAGUUGUCUACAAAAUAAAUUGCAAUGAGGGCGACUGAGACUAUGUUGGGAAACUGGGUGGAAAUUGCGGACCCGCCUACAAGAACACAAAUCGGCUACUCGGAGGCUGGACCCAAACUCAACCAGCAACGCACGUUGGAGAAACUGGACGUACUUUUGAUCUCCAGAGAGCUGCCAUCUUAGGCCGAGGCAACACAAAAGCAGAACGGCUAACACUCGAGGCUUGGUACUCCGGCGCCAACUCCAUCAACAGGCAUCCGGACCGUCCUGCAGCCUAAAAAAGUCCUACGUCAUCACGUCCGUAGAGCUCAGGACUAAGUAACCCCACCGGACUUACGAAGGCCAUACAUAGACAGGCCGACGUCGAGUCUACCCGGCGAGAAAGAAGAACCACCAGACCGACCACUUGACGAAGCGGUGACACACAAAGCACACACAUAAAACGCCCGCCAACCAUCCCAAGAGGCCGAAGCAGCGAGAGAGGAGAAAAAUCUAUCAGCAUGAGGCCGACCGGCGCGGCAUGCCACUUUAAAUUUAUGGUCGGUUAAGUGCACUUUACGCUUUGAAAAUGGGGGGCCGACCAAGCUCUUCAGAACCUCAGUGCCUAAACAAGCCCGUCCCUGUGAGCCCAUCUUCUUGUUAUAUUCGUCAAUCCGGAUCACUCAACUUUCCCAAUUUGAUAAUUAUGGCCUUUGGAUUGAGGAAUGGGCUCUGAUAUUAGCGCACCCCUUAUUCUUUACCGCAUCCUUUACCACUGCAUGUUUGGGUUUCGUUUUUUGAAACCCCAUUCUCCCCUACCGCUCCAUCAGGCAGGGCACCCGUAAUAUUUGAAAAGGGUGGCGCAACCAUCUACUUCCUUGGGCCUUUUUGAAACCUGAUUCUUUAAGUCUCAGCCUGCCUAUUGGACUGUUUGCCAACGCGCAAGACAUCGACAGCAAGAAAAACCUGUUCGAUUGUAGUUUAAUAGGCGUCAAGUCUCGUAAAAUCUAGAAUUCCCAGAGGUACCGUCUGGUGGGAAACAAUUACUGAAAUGUGAUUGCAAUGCUAAUAAGCUCGGAAUACAGUGUCUAAUCGACUCAUUCAGGAUAUCAUGCUGCUUCCAUCGACGGCCAUCCUAGCCAUCUAUGCCAAUCUCACUCGGACGAAAAGACACUGCUGUUGUAUGUUCUUGCCAUUAGUUUUUGUCAGACCAUUGUCAUUCGCAGAUAAAAACUAUUAUAAUGUAAUAGAGCCCCCAGGAUGGAGUUUUGUUUGAGUGAGUGGAGGCCGGACCGUAAGGUGGACAUGGCUUAUGGCGUGUGUUAUGGUGUCAGAUUAGUCUCAGAAAUAAUUUUGUAAUCUUCGUAAUCAAACUACCGAGUCAGAUUAUUAAAAUUUUGUUUCGGUUGACAGUUGAAUAAACAGUUGAAUCUUUGGUCCACGUACUUUUAUGCUCGUACUGAUUGUUGUGCGAUGUUGGUACAGUGUGAUGGGAUUAUGAAACCGACGUGUUUUGAAAUGACAGAAGAAAAUCAGAGCGGCGUUAGCAAGGACAAGGACUUCGUGAAUUCUCAGUCCCCAAACCAAGGAUUCAUGGGUGUCACAAUAAUCCUCAUAAACCAUUUGUAGGAAUUUACGUCUUCUGGUCUAUUGUUUGGAAACAUAAAAUAUUUUAGUUCUAAAAUCACCACUAUUUCCGAUGUCCCUUGAAGCACGAUCUGAAUGUUACCCGAGGGUAACAUUUGUUUUAUUUGGGUAUGAAAGGACGCCUUAAACCUUGAAUGCACCUGGAACAACUGGCAUGUCCUGAGAUCAGAACUACCGUGUCUGUGGAUAUCAGCAUAAUUGAGCAUUUGAGGAAUCGUCUCGGCCUAAAGUAACUUAGUGAUAAGAUUCUGCUCUUGAGUUCAUGCGUUUGAAAGAACUUGAUUCCAGUGAAUAAAGAGUGGAGUAAUGUGUUAAGUAACAAAGUGGACCUACUUCAAGUCUCCGCAACAACUUUAAGGAGAACUAGCCGACUUCAGGAAAAUUAGUUAGAUUCAUACAGUGGCGAGACGUGGUACAUAAAUAAUGAGUUUUUACUGGAUAAAGUCAACAUAAAUGGCUGGUAAGGCCGUCGAGAAGAACCAGCACGUCGAAGUGGAUGACUUCACCCGAAGUUAUACUCUCUGUUUACCGGUAUUGCAACUCCACUCCAGUAGUCCUUUACGUUCAGUAGCGCUAUUCACGGACGCAUCGGAUAGUUAACAACCAGGCAAGCGGAUCUAUGUAUUAUCUAAGUCCAGCAAUCAGUACUGAUCAUAAGUCCAGUUUAUUCCAGCUCUUUACCUACCGUGGGUUCUCUUAUGGCUGAAUAUGAAUAGCACGCCGAGUUGAAAUUGCACAUCCAGCCCCCCCUGUUAAUUACUGCGCACCGUGAAACGCAUGUACAGUAAUAUCCCGAGGAUUCGCGCUUCGGAAUCUGUGGCUUUAUUUGUUUGCAUACUUUUUGUCUUGGAGCCCAACACUUAAACUUCACAUAGCAUUCAGCGUCCCACAGAAAAUGCGCAUUUCCAACAUCCUCGAGGGGUCUUGACGUUCGACCGAUCGCAGCCAACUCAGGCCUCUCUACAUGUGGCUGCAAUAUGGACCCUGAUGUUUAUGAACUUGGCCGCGGGCAACCACGUUCCUCGGCCUAAGCGACAUACCAGCCUUUCAGGGAAACCUCGCGAACUCGCUUGCUUGACCAAAAGAUAGCCUUGUCCGCGUGGAGUGUUUUAAACACCAUGUAAGCCGUUUCGAGCAGUCCACCGACCUCCAAGUUACCGGUGACUAGCCACUUCCACCAAAACCACUAUUUUCGACCUUUACUGACCGCACACUGGCGUCAAAGUCGCGGACGAUCCUUGUCAUCACCCUUUAUAUUUUACUAAGAAUUUCAAAAAUUCGAACUGGCUAUGGACUAAUUAGUAGGAGACCGGAAUUUCUGUGUUUCUUGAUUAAACUCAUGCUGUACGUCUUAAAACUGAGGGCGUUUAUGCACAAGUUCUCUUUGGUGAUGGUCGUUUCGAAGCAUCAAAUUGGUGAAACGUCUUGAUGCCCUCUCGAGAGCGCACAUAUUCAGUGAGAAAUAGAUAGUUUCUAGUGACUAGAUGACGUUCAGUUCUACCGAGCAUUUCGAGAUUUUCCAAUAAACAACCAAUUUUAAAACUUUCCGACCCUGCCUGAUAUCAAAAAAUACGAGGGAGCGACAUCUGAAAGGUGUCUAAAGGGCAGGUGGUCACAUCAUAAUCACCACUUUUAAAUUCAUGAGAUGUGUAUCUAUUCUAUUUUUAAUUUCAGAGUACGUUCCUGGAUGUGCCUAG
Spirometra erinaceieuropaei is the source of this 32937-nucleotide messenger RNA. The record is from the annotation of a GenBank genome assembly. Lineage: Eukaryota; Metazoa; Platyhelminthes; Cestoda; Diphyllobothriidea; Diphyllobothriidae.